UUGGUUCCCAACUGAACAAGCAAGAUGCCAGAACAAAGCAAUGACUAUAGAGUGGUUGUGUUUGGCGCAGCCGGUGUCGGUAAAAGUUCUUUGGUUCUUCGUUUUGUAAGGGGAACUUUCAGGGAAGCAUACAUCCCGACUGUCGAAGACACUUACCGCCAGGUGAUCUGCUGUGACAAGAAUAUCUGCACCCUUCAGAUCACAGACACCACCGGAAGCCACCAGUUCCCUGCCAUGCAAAGACUCUCUAUCUCCAAAGGCCAUGCGUUCAUGUUGGUUUACUCUGUCACCAGCCGGCAGUCGCUGGAAGAGCUGGAGCAGAUCUACGAGCAGGUCUGUCACAUCAAAGGAGACAUCCAGAAGGUCCCUAUCAUGUUGGUCGGAAACAAGAGUGACGAUACCCAGAGAGAGGUGGAUGCCAGUGAAGGCGAAGUCCUCGCCAGCAAGUGGAAGUGUUCCUUCAUGGAGACGUCGGCAAAAAUGAACUACAACGUGCAGGAGCUUUUCCAAGAGCUGCUGACUUUAGAAAAGAGAAGAAGUGUAAGUCUUCAGGUAGAUGGUAAGAAAGCCAAACAGCAGCGCAAGAAAGAUAGACUGAAAGGGAAGUGCUCAGUCAUGUGAACUGCUGAGGUCUGAGCCUUCUGGGAGAUAGAAGCAUAGACUUAAACUUGCAGAACAUUCUCAUGUGCACUUGGAAAUGGCUGGGUAUUGGAGACCU
Euleptes europaea (tarantolino) is the source of this 718-nucleotide messenger RNA. RefSeq names its product DIRAS family GTPase 3 (gene DIRAS3). The transcript has a single exon. Gene Ontology annotation, cellular component: plasma membrane. Lineage: Eukaryota; Metazoa; Chordata; Lepidosauria; Squamata; Sphaerodactylidae. Gene Ontology annotation, biological process: signal transduction. The record is from RefSeq and is a predicted model, not a curated record. Gene Ontology annotation, molecular function: GTP binding; GDP binding; GTPase activity. Bases 25 to 621 code for a protein of 198 amino acids.